Messenger RNA from Penicillium taxi, 363 nucleotides. RefSeq lists its product as uncharacterized. The record is from RefSeq and is a predicted model, not a curated record. Lineage: Eukaryota; Fungi; Ascomycota; Eurotiomycetes; Eurotiales; Aspergillaceae. The coding region runs from base 1 to 363 and encodes 120 amino acids. The transcript has a single exon.
AUGGCUAGAAUGCAGUGGAUUGCGGAGGACGGGUCUCGCAAGUUCGUAUCGAUCGGAGGCCGCAAGCCCAGCAGCCCUGGCAGGAUGGCGGAGUACGAAAAGUACGUGGCCUCGUUGAAGACCCCUGCGUCCAGCCCAAAAGCAACCGAAACCAAGAACAAGCUGGCCGGCAAGGCGAAGGCUGCCAAUCGCGUCACAUCAGGGCGGGUGAAAAAGGUUGUACACGGUGAUGUGUCCAAACGCGAUGAUGAUAUGGUGCUCAUGUACGCAUCCUUUCUCUCAACCGGCAAGACCCACGUAAGUUUCAAGUUUCCAGCUCAUGAAUUGAGCUCCAAGCACCAGAGCCUUUGCUAUCUUUACUAA